Molecule: messenger RNA, 1479 nt
Organism: Rotaria sordida
Lineage: Eukaryota; Metazoa; Rotifera; Eurotatoria; Philodinida; Philodinidae
Source: the annotation of a GenBank genome assembly
AUGCAAGAAAAGACAAAUACUAAUGAAGAUAAUCUAUUAUUAAAACAUUUUUAUGAUGAAGAUUUAUAUAAUAAUUCCGAUGAAUAUGGAUUAGAUAUUACUACACUUCGUUAUACACUUUUGCAAUGUCGUAGGCAGCUUCUUGUCUGGAUUAAUGCCUUAAUUGAUGCAGAAUAUGCUUAUACUAAAGUUGAAUUACGAGAAGAUUUUAAUAAAUUAAAAUUUGAAUAUGAUAAAUUAAAAAAUGAAACUAAUUUAUUAAAAAAUAAUUUUCAAGAAUUAAUUGAUAAUUGCAAAUUUUUAAUUGAGCAAACAACUGCAAUUUUGAAAGAACGAGAUGGUUAUUAUUCAGAAUGGAAAUUUAAUAGAAAUAUUCUUACUCCACGACCUGAUUGGGAUAAAUGUUCUCAUCUUAUAACACAAUGGAAAAAUCUAUCAAUUGGUAAAACAAGUGAAGAAUUAGUUGAUGUAUUAAUUAAUGAAAUUAUUCAUGGAAAUACGAAAGAAAAUAAUAAUGAAUAUUUUUCUAUGAUUAUUAAUAAUAAAAAUGAGUUAAAUCAAAAAAAUAUAUUUUUUGAACAAUUAUCUAUAGAUACAUCUUCUGAAGAAAAAUUUAUUAAAAAUCGACAUAUGCGUCGACGAAUAACUGGUUUACUUAUUAAAGAAAUUUGGUCAAAUAAAUUAUUUGAUGAAAAUAAACUUGAAACAAAAACAAAUAUUAAAUUAACUGAUUAUGUAUUUGAUUAUUUAACAAAAAGAUUUAAUAAUAAAGAAAUAGCUAUUGAAAUUGGUUAUAAUAUAAAAGAUGCAUGUAAUCGAUAUUGUAAUAAUUAUGAAAUAAAUUUAUUUUGGCAAAUAUUAACUGGACAAAUCGAAGAAAAUGUUUAUCAUUAUGAAAUGAAAGAAUUUGCUCGAAUUCUUCAAUAUUUAAUUAAAUUAUGUUCACAUUCUUCAUCACAAUCUUUAUUGUGGACAAUUCGAUGGUCAGAUUUAUUGACUGCUCUUCAUGAGCUUUAUCCAAAUUGGACAAAUGAACGUAUAUCACUUUUAAUUAUUGCUGCUGAAAAAGACUUAAAACAAUCAUCAAAAGAACGAAAUGAUUAUUUCGAAUUUUUAUUAUUAUUUACUGAAGAUGAUGAAGGUCAUAUAGGAGAAUUUUUAAUGACUAUACGUCAACAAUUACAAUUAGAUAAAAUUGAAUAUAUUGAAAAAAUAAAAGAUCUACUUAUUGGAUAUCCAUUAGUGUCAAUUAAUCAGUUCAAACAAGCUGUACAACUUGUUGAUCCACAUAUAUCAAAAAAUGAACUUGAACGAUAUGUUAAUUGGGUAUUUGAACUUGAAAAAAUCUUAUUAACGUUAAAUCAGCAAGAAAUAUCAUCGAAAACGAAUGAAAAUAUUCAAUUAAUUAAACAAUUAAAAAAACGUGAUUUUGAAGAAAUUAUUCUUCGUUUAGAACGUUGUUCUUGUUUUAUGCAUUAA